AUGAGCGCCAACCCCGCGACCGCCUUCAUGGCGCCGGCGUGCGCGACCGUCGGCCACCAGUUCUCGGCCCCGUUUCCGGCCAUGCGCCUGGGGAACGAGGGGUCGACGACGACGGGCGCCAACCAUGGACGCAAACGCAGAAAUGACGCUUUCAUCGACCAGAGACCGGCGAGCAAACCGGCCGUGAUGCCGCAGCCCGACUACGGGCUGCAGCCUUCCGCUGGCCACUCCCACCACUCGGCCGGGGCGCAGAGCCAGCACGGUCACGGCGACGGCCUUCACAGGCACGUCCUGACCAGGCAAGGAGUUCAGGCAGCACAAGCAUGGCAAGUUCCCGUGGCCAACCAGGACCUCCCGGACCACACCGCUGCCCACCUCCCUGCGCCCUACGCCGCCCACGCGGACGACCAGGCCCCCGGCCGGAUCGCCUGCGACCUCUCCUUCAUCGGGGGCAAGUACUCCAACGGCGCACUCGCCGAAACCAACGUCACCUCGCCCGCGCGGUGCGGCUUCCCCCCGGCAGCGGCCUUCUCCGACGCGUUCACGCGCCCGGCGUCCGCCGCGUCGACCAGCUACUUCGCCAACCCGUCGAGCGACUCCAUCCUCAGCAUCCAGGACCCCUCCCCGGACAGCACCGGCUCCGCCGUGGACGCACCGCUCUGCACUGCCCCGCAGCUGGCGCACCUCGCAGCGGCCUCGGCUCACGCCCAGGCCCCCGCGCCCCAGAACUACCUCGCUUCCCUCGCGCCGGCCGGGGCGCCCCACAGCUACCCCGGGGCGCCCCCGGCCGCCCACGCGUGGCCCCAGCAGCACCAGCAGCAGCAGCAGCACGUGCCCAGCCUCCACGCCGUCGGCUCCUCCACGGGCCUCUGCUACGAGCAGGCGCAGCAGCAGCACUCCGAGCACUCCACGCAGCUCCACGACGGGUCGCAGAACGACCUCACCGCGUGCGGGAACGCGCCGGCGGACGCCGCGGCGACGGCGACGGGCCUCACCAUGAUGUCGGCGCUCAAGUGCCUGCACCUGCAGCCGCAGCAGGCCGCCGGGGGCGCCCCGCAGCACCUCCCGGCGCAGCAGCUGUGGCAGGCCGCGCAGCCCGGCGCCGCGUGGCCGCCCGCGAACGCCAUGUGGUACCGCCCGCACGUGCCCGCGCCGGCCGCCGGGCGGCUGCUCCAGGGCAGCCAGCUCCUCGAGCCGUCGUGCGCCGCGCCCGCGGUGUCCGUGCAGCAACCGCCCGCGCCGCCCGCGCCGGCCGUGGCCACCUCGGCCGCCAGCGACGCCGCCGCCGCCGCUGCUGCGACGCCCUCGCGCAGCGGCAUCCGCGCGUACCACCUGAACACGGAGAAGAACCUGCUGCUCGUGACGCCGAACUACACGCGCCACGUGCAGUCGCUCGUCGCGUCGUGGGCGGUCCUCGCGCGCGUCACGGCCCGCGCGACGGUCACGCGCGCCGUGCGGCUCUGGCGCGAAGUGCUGCCGAAGCUGUCGCUCCAGCGCUGCGUCGAGAUCGACCCGGAGCAGCCCGUCGUCGCCGUGCUCGCGGCGUGCUUCUGGACGGCGUGCAAGCUCGAGGAGCCCCGCAAACACCAGAUCAAGGGCGCCGCGCUGGCGCAGCUCGUCGGCGUCCGCGGCACCUCGGCGAUCCCGCGCGCGGAGCUGUACAUUAUGGACCUGCUCGACUGGAAGCCGCUGCUCGGGUCGCUCCCGGACCGGGAGGCGCCCGCGAAGAGCGACGCGUGA
Messenger RNA from Pedinophyceae sp. YPF-701, 1740 nucleotides. Lineage: Eukaryota; Viridiplantae; Chlorophyta; Pedinophyceae. The record is from the annotation of a GenBank genome assembly.